Amphimedon queenslandica is the source of this 4453-nucleotide messenger RNA. Its product is annotated as protein unc-13 homolog A-like. Gene Ontology annotation, cellular component: plasma membrane; terminal bouton; neuromuscular junction. The transcript has 43 exons. Gene Ontology annotation, molecular function: diacylglycerol binding; syntaxin-1 binding; calmodulin binding. Lineage: Eukaryota; Metazoa; Porifera; Demospongiae; Haplosclerida; Niphatidae. Gene Ontology annotation, biological process: dense core granule priming; synaptic transmission, glutamatergic; presynaptic dense core vesicle exocytosis. The coding region runs from base 113 to 4339 and encodes 1408 amino acids. The record is from RefSeq and is a predicted model, not a curated record.
UAUUUUCAUUUGGCACGCAAAUUAUGGGCGUGGUUGUACCGGCAAUUAUGUUACCGGUCGGGAACUUGUAAAGUUUCUUGAUGCAGAAAAGAGAAGGAAAAGGGGCAAGAAGAUGAGCAGCCUCAAUCUCUGUCUCCACGUAUAUUCCGGAGUCAUAGAUCUCCUUGAAGAGACGAGUCUUUUCGUUAGAGCAAGUGUCAAUGAAGUAACCAAGGUGACUAACAAGCAGUCUCUCGCAAAACCGGUCUGGAAUGAAGAUAUUUUCUUUCAAGUUGAUCACAUUGUUGGUGAUCUGUGGGUCGAGCUCUACUCCUCGUCCUUCCUGCGCCAGCAGCUCCUUGGUCACACAAUGGUACCACUCUACUCCAUCAGGCACUCAAACAAAAAAUCUGAUGGUCAGUCUUAUAAUUUGGUGUUAGCUGAUGAUGGUGAUGAUGACUCUCCCACUAAUCACUCUCUUGUUUUGGACAUGCAUUUUGAACUACCACAGAAUAUUCCACGUAAGGAAUUAGAGAUGCUUGAAAAGAAGUUAAAUUCGCUGAGACUCACACUACAAGAAGAGGCUAAAGUCAUAUCAUAUCAGCACGUUCAAUUGCACAAGAAAAAACUCCCUCUCCCAGACAAACAGCCAGGAAAAUUUGAGUACCCAGACGAAGUAAAGAAAGUCGUAGCCGUCAACCCUCAUCUCAGCAAGAAGAACCGAAAAGUUAGUUUCCUUGAUGAGGAAGACGAUGAUGAAAUAGACGGCGAUACACCACCUCCUGUAAAACUAACAGCAAGAGAAAAAUGGCAGUCGGUUCUCUCUAAACCUGAAUUCAUAAGAUUGAGAGACGAGGGAUCUAUCAGAAGGCCCAAUCGUGGAAGAGGAGGGUCCCUAGCAGAUCUUGUCAGUCACAUGCAAGGCCUCAAGAAGAUAGAGACGACAGUAGUUAGUGAUGAUCAAGUAGCUUCAUUCUCACAGAAAGUAUAUAAAAGGUUGAAGACGAGGCAAAGGAGUAGGGAGGCACUGCACGCAGUCAAAGAAACAAUUGAUGAAGAUUUUAGGAUACAUGUGUACAAGAAGGCAUUACAGGCUAUGAUAUAUCCUGCCUCAAGUCUACAUGCUCAUCAGUUUGUAGAGAAGUCUUACAAGUCCUUCACGUAUUGUGGAGAGUGCGAGGGCUUCAUUUGGGGAUUAGCCAAACAAGGAGUCCAGUGUGAAAAAUGUGGUAAAAAUUCUCACAAGAAAUGUGCCGCGUCUGCAAAGCACGAUUGUUUUCACAUAAGGGACUCUCAGUCUUCGUCAGUGCAAGAGUCUCAUCUGAUGGUCAUUACUGAAGUUAUGAGGAAAACUGUUGUCAGUCAAAGCAAAAAGUUUGAUCUUUUAAAGGAAGCAUUCAGCAUCACUGAUGUGGAGAACUCUAAUAUCAUUGAUGAGGUGACUUCUACCAUCAAAGAUCUAGCUAGGAAGUUCACUGCUAUUGUGGACAUUAAAGUCAUUGCAGCUCAAGGUCUUGCCUUCAACGAGCAGGCCGAAGGCAAGAGGUUGUAUGUGUCUAUUGAUGUUGGAGGAGAAAAGAAAAGAACUAAAGCUUACAAAGAAGUACACCAUUCCCCUCAAUGGAGUGAAGACUUCCAAUUUGAGUGCCAGAAUUACUUGGAACCGAUCAAGAUUAGAGUGUGGAACGAGAGACACACUACAAUGAGUAAACUAACUCACAGGAUGACAUCCGAAGGCGAUCACUUUUUGGGACAGAAGAUCAUUGAAGUGUUAAGACUAGGUGCAGCAAACACACUCUGGUACAAACUAGAGAAGAGAACGGCAGAUAACAUUGUUUCUGGCUCAAUCCAGUUAACACUAUCCUCAAAGAUAGCUGGUGAAUUUCUCAUAGCACCAUAUCACAUAAUGUACUCACAGCUACACGAGCAACUGUUUCUUCACUGUCAUUUCAGAAAGCAGAAAGAUCUAGUAAUAUGCAGUACAGAUCAUAAAGAUAAGUGUGAUCUAUUGCCUGGUGUUGCUCAAGAUAUCAUUGAUGAGUUUGCUAAAAGAUUCGCCGUAGAACAGAUAUACCGACUAUUAGUACAUUUCAAAUUAAUUCUUGAUCAUUCCCUAUUACUUGCUAACCCGUACAAAGCUAUGAACAAUAUACUAGUACAUGCCAGAGAAAUGAUGUUUCACCUGAGUGCAGAGGAGAACGCCAUUAGAGGAGUUGGACUCCAGACAUUAAUGGUGGAGCUACUGGACUCUAGCAACUUUGGACGUGACAAAGUUGCACAGCUCAUUCAAAAGCUAACUGGACAGCUGCUACUGAAUCUACAGAGCUACAGAGACUCUUACCCUGUCACUAGCAAAGAGAAGCUAACCGAAUUGACAAACACAUGUGAAUUGCUCAAAACUGUUUGUGAUUUUGAAAGAAAGGCUGUUGGUAUAGAAAGUGCUUCAAGGGUAGGAAAUGUCUCCAAAGCUAUUGAAGGAGCAAUGAAGGAGUGUGCUAGGACAACUUUUGAUGACAUUGUACAAGAGCUGAUCCCUGAUGACUAUGAGGGACACCCAGCACUUGACAAGAAUGCAUCACCUUUUGAAUUUUAUUACAGCUUGCUAAAACAAAUCAUAUCUGCCAUUGUGGAGGACAAGACAGUCUAUCAGCCAUACAUUAAAAAGUAUGUUGAUUUUGAAUUGGAUGCAGUUUCAAUGAUAGAGUUUUGGAAUCUUUUCAAAGAAACAAUUCAGGAUUUGUUUAAAGUUGAUGAUAAUUUAAACGUAUUCCCACCUAUUGAAGCUAUUCACUUACUUUUACUGGUGAAGAAAUUCUACGAAGAGAGAGUUAGAAAGCUAGAGAAAAACCUUGAGAGACUUGAGUACCCGUAUUGGUUUGAGCCGGCAGUCAAGUACUGGAUACAGGACUUUCAACAAAAUGCUCUCAAUUUCGUCAACAACAGUUGGGAGCACGAUAAAGCAGCUCACUUUCAACCUGAUAGCAAUCAAAACUUUUCAGCUUCUGCUUACGACAUGUUUGUGUACUUUCACAAGGGGCAAGAGCUCAUUCAAGGACUUGACUCUGAUCAGUUGGACCUCAGACACAUUUAUCUCUUUGAAUAUUCAAAAGUUAUUAAAAGUCUUAUUCUACAUUACAUUGAUCUUGCUUCAGUUGAGAUACCAAAUGCUGGCUCUAAACUAGACAUUACACUGAUGUUGCUCAAUAACUUUCAGUUCAUUCGUUUCGGAGUUCAAAGCAUAUUCGAAGCAAUGCAUGGACCUGAGAAUGCUGGCCCCCAGGCCACUGAGGAGCUCCAAGACUUACAGACGAUACUAACUAAACAAUUAAACACUUGGUGUCCCUUCGUAAUGAACAGUCAGAAGGAAUCCAUAUGGAAUCAUAUGAGACACAUGCAAGAGGAAUUAAUGAAAUUAAAGGCACAGGGUUCUGCUACUAGAGCUGAUGCAAAAGUGAUGGUUGAGCUUGUACUAGAUGCACUGUUUGCAAGGGCUGAAAAGAUUGGAAAGGUUUGUGAGAAAGACACGCUUUUACCGAAAUUAAUAAAAGAGCUAUGGUUUGUAGUAAUGGAAGGAUUCCAGUGUCUGCUACUGCCGAACCUAACAGCUAUCACUGGGGAACAAGUUGAGAGUGUCUUCCACCAUGUCAAUUAUAAUCAAAGACAGUGUGCAUUAUUAGACCUCAUCAUUGAUCUUUUCAAGGAGUUUUUUAUGGAUGAUCAUGCUGGAGUGAAGGAGUCUACACUGAGUCGUAACGUAAAGCAAAUGAAAGCAAUCACGAAACUGUUCCGUCAAACGACUGAAUCACUGAUAGGAGAAUGUCUGAAAUCAUUUAAAUACGAUAGUCAAAUUGACAGAGAUUCUUAUGGAGAGUUGUCCCUUGAACUGAAUAUUGGUAGGAGACCAGCUUCUGGUGGAAUGGAUGGUACACUAAGAGUAAUAUCUGGGAAAGAUAUUAAAUCACUCAGCCAUUCUUCUAGUGGUUUCAAGAUAUUCAUUGAUUUUAAUUUUAUAUUUCCAAACUGUCAGCAAUUCUCAAAGUACAGAUACAGCACUGGAGCGACCUCAGCAGCUGACAUUAACCACACAUUCAAAUUUACACUUCCUCCAACUGAAUAUUGCCAGUUGCAAGCAACAGUGAAACACAAGCCUCUCAUAGGCGGUGAUCAGAUAUUGGGUGUGGCCUCGGUACCUUUUGACGUCAUAAUGAAGAGCAGAGUAUACACUAUGAAUCUCAAUGGAGCAUUGUUUCAUGAUGAGCGUGGGCGGGCCUUUCUCACGGUACUAGCCUUGAGACAUAGCGACGAAAUAGCGAGAGACUUUGUCAUUUUGAAAACUUACAAGCGAAUCGAGGGAGACUGAAUUUUCCCGUUAUUAUUUUUAUCUUUCCCAGUCAUAAUUUUUAUGUCAUUAAUUAUUAUUAUCAUUAGAUACUAUCAGCAUUGCAUUCUCUUUUUAUAAUUAUAAUUACAUUAA